AACCUUUAGUCGGCGCGCAACGAUGGCAAGCAAGCAGGCUCUGUUGCUGCAUUUCAUUACCAACUUUGUGGCCAAGAAGACCUCGCCUUUAACGCACGACUUUGCCGCAGAAACCGAAAAAAAGCUUACCCCUACACUGCAAAGAAUACUUUUUAAAUGGCCCCGCAGUUCGUUCGCCGGCAUGGCCAACGAUUGUUUUUUGCCUUUACCGCGCGGCACCUGGUAGUGAUGGUGGUGAUUACUUUGAGUGAAGUUGUUUCCGCACGCAACGAUAACGUCACCGAUAGCAUACUGUACGAUGGCCGGUCGAAGUGGAACGAUUAUCGGUAUCUGGAGGGCCUACCGCUGGAACAGUUGCUUCUGCUGCAACGGAGAGUCGGUGAGCUGCGGAACAGCUUCCUUUUCAACGCCACCGAUGAUGAGCCGGAGGCAGAAACGCGGGAAAUGCCUCAGGGUGAGAGCGGUGGCCAAAACGAACGUGGUUCGCAUAUGUUCGCAGCGCCACUCAAGAUGCAAAACACUGUGGAUAGGAGGUCCUCCGUUGAGCCGUGGAACUCGAAACCGUCCAAGGUUCAAACAAUAUUUCAAAUCAGCAUCACGGGCCUAGCAUUUUUGGCAUUUGCCGGAUACCUGCUGUGUAUGAUCGUACAGGCGAUCAAGAGCAAAGGAACGACCUACUACCAUCCUACGAUCACUGGUUCGGCGACGCUAGCAUCGGUGCUGAAAAAGCGUAAACCAUUCAUGCGCCGCAAGCGUGAUCUGACCUACAUCACACCGCUGGAUGCGUAUGAUGCUGAGCAAUUGCACCAGAUGCUCAUUGCAUUUGCUGAGGGGUAUGCGAACGGUCCCGGAAGCUGAUUUAUUCGCAACCUAACUAGAAUGAGGAUGCGCUCGAGGAUGGUGGCACCGCAACAACUCACCUGGUAU
Molecule: messenger RNA, 927 nt
Organism: Anopheles stephensi (Asian malaria mosquito)
Lineage: Eukaryota; Metazoa; Arthropoda; Insecta; Diptera; Culicidae
Exons: 3
Coding region: 157-858 (233 amino acids)
Source: RefSeq, a predicted model, not a curated record